Galleria mellonella (greater wax moth) is the source of this 10034-nucleotide messenger RNA. RefSeq names its product polycomb group protein Psc-like. The record is from RefSeq and is a predicted model, not a curated record. Gene Ontology annotation, molecular function: metal ion binding; ATP hydrolysis activity; promoter-specific chromatin binding. The coding region runs from base 264 to 5066 and encodes 1600 amino acids. Gene Ontology annotation, biological process: negative regulation of transcription by RNA polymerase II. Gene Ontology annotation, cellular component: PRC1 complex. Lineage: Eukaryota; Metazoa; Arthropoda; Insecta; Lepidoptera; Pyralidae. The transcript has 8 exons.
UCUUUAUUGAAUAUAUAUCAGUCUAUCUAUAUACGACAUCUUAUAUACCAUAAUUCCCGGUAUUCAUAGUUUUUCUUUAUACUUUAUUGAUUUAUUAUUGUAUUACUAACUAAAAUAAGUAUCAGAGAAGUUUACAUAAAAUUUUUGUUAUCAUUAAUAUGGUGUUGAAUAAAAAGUGGAAGAGAUGAUUCUGACAUUUCGGAUUCUGCUAACAGCUGCGUGUUUCUGUACAUUUUAGUGACGCUGGGUAUGCUGUUUUAAAAAUGGUUACAUCCAAUAAACUCCUUGAUAAAAAGGUGGUGAAAAUGUCUGAGCAGAAAAAUAAUGUCGUAGUUCCUCAGAGAACUUUAUUGGGAGAAGUUAAUGAACAUAUAACUUGCCCUUUAUGCCAUGGUUAUUACAUAGACGCAACCACCAUUGUCGAAUGUUUACACUCUUUUUGCCGAAGUUGUAUUAUAAAACACUUGCAAGUAAAAAGUUAUUGUCCUGUUUGUGAAAUGAUGAUAAAUUCAGCAAAACCAAAUAUUAAAUUAGAUAAAGCACUUCAAGAUAUUGUAUACAAGCUUGUACCUGGGUUAUUUCAAAAGGAAAUGGAUAGAAGACAACAGUUUUAUGCAUCUAGACCAGGGCCUGCUGCAUCUGCUACCCCAGAGCAAAGAGGUGAAGAUACAGAGAGAAUUAUAUUUAGUCCAGAAGAUGUGAUUUCUUUCUCCUUGGAAUAUGCUGAUGUGACAGAUACGGAUAGUAUCUCAAGUAAAUCAUCAGAUAGUAAUGAAGCCCAAACCAUGGCUGCUGCAACGAGGCGAUACUUGCAAUGCCCGGCAGUUGUAAAUAUAAGUCACUUGAAAAAAUUCCUCAGUAACAAGUUUGAUAUAGAUAGUUCUCAAUUUGCAAUAGACAUAUUGUACAAAAGAGUCCCAUUGCCAGAUUAUUAUACAUUAAUGGACAUAGCAUAUAUUUAUAAUUGGAAAAGAAAUGAGCCAAUGCGUUUUUUCUAUCAAAUCAUUGAUUAUGUUGCUAUAAGAAAUAGAUUAUUUGAUAUUAAUAGAAAGGAAUCACAUUUUGGAGAUCGGAAAUCAAGUCCUACUUCUACAGAAGAUACAAAUGUUAGUAGCCCAGCUCCAAAUCUAAAUGAACAUGUAUCAGAGGGUUCCUCAGGAACAGAUAGCCCGAUGCCAGAUGAUAAUAAUUCAAAACCAAUAAGUGAUGUGUGUAAGAAAAAUAAUAACAGUGUUCUUUCACAAAGCAAAGAACUUGCUACACAAAGCAAUGUGGGUUCUACAACACAUGAUAAUUCAGGUAAAAACAGUUGUGCAUCUCCUAAAAAAUGUGAUGAAGAUGAAGAAAAAUCCCAGUUUUUAAAUUCCUUUGAACUAACAGCAAAAAAUAGUUCUGCACAUUUGAAAACUUCACCUGUUAAACCAAAUAACAAUGAUACCACAUGCACAAAUGAGUCAUCUACUGUAACAAAAUUAUCAACUUCUCCAACAAAAGAGGACAACUUGAAAAGAAAGUAUCAAAUACCACAUAAUGUACCCGAGAUGAAGAAAUUGAAAAUUGAAAUUGAAAAAGCCAAACUUACUAAUAUUAAUACAUCGUCUCACAUUGGUUCCCUUACACCUGGGAAUUUGACUGGAAAAACACAAGAAACAUCUAUAAAAGUUAAACCAGAAAGUUCUUCCAAAAGUGGCACAUCUCCAACUUCAAUGAACAUCUCUACACAAUCAGUGACAGGAGAUAAAGAAGAUAAAAAGGAUAUCAAACAAGGACCAUCAAAUGUUAAACAACAAAUGGUAGAAAGCACUGGUAUAAAAAGAAUAGUAAGUGGCAUUCAAAACAAUUCAUCUAUAUCCACACCAAAACGCAAAACUCCAAAUGAAUCACAGCUAAAUAUGUUACCACAAUUAACAUCACAAAAAACAGUUUCACCACUUAAAAUUCAAGUAUCAAGAGCAGAGUCACAACAACCAAUUAAUAAAGCUACAGAUGUACCUGCAGCUUCUACAAACAAAAAAAUACCUGAUUUGAAACCGAGUCUUAAUUCAACCCAAACAUUUCAAAAUAAACAACCAAUCAAUAAAGUUAGGAUGGAUCUUUUAGCUAACAAUAGUGAUAUAGACAGAAGUAAAAUUAUGCCACAAUUGAAAUCAAGUCUUGUUCCACCUAAUAGUGCACAACCUUCAGGAGAUUCACUACGAUCUUUAUUUGACUCAUGUAAAAUUAAUAUUCCUUCAUCACUGUCAAUCACACUCACGGAUCAGAAGUUAGAUGCUCGUAAUUCCAAUGAACCAGUAAAUGUGGAACAGAAAAAGAAUAUUGUAAACAAAAAUUUAACUGGUGCUGGUAAUGCUUUUGCCCAUAAAGUACCAAGCCCCCCAGUACACAAUUAUAUAGAAAUAUUAAAAUUACCUGACACUGAUCCCAAAAAACAAAAUAAAAUAGAGCCUAAUGUUGAAACAAAAUUGAAUCCAAGUGCCAAAGUAGAGACACAUGCCACUCAAUCAAAACCUCCCAGUAAGUCAUCAGAUAUAUCAGCAAAAGGCCCAAUACCAAAUUUAAAACCUAUAUCUGAUACAAAAUUAGGUAAACAGAGUGGGAAUUUCUCAGCUCCAAUCACAUUCCAACAAACAUUUGAACAACAGCUGCAAUCAUUGCAGUCUGAUAAGAAAUCUAAAUUACCUAAAAAUAAAUCUCAAGUUCCAAAACUUGUACCUGCAACACCAAAAACUUUCAGUGCUGUUGGUAAACCAAAUAAUCUCAAUAGUAAGCCUAGCAACAGUGCACCUGCACCUGAAACCAAAACAAGUAGUGCUUUAGAUUUGUCAACAACACAUAAUAUUCAAAGUCAAUUAGGUCCACAGCAAACAUUUGAUAAAGCUUUUGAAAGAAUGCAGUCAAUUGCAAAUUUAGCAAAGAAACAAAACUUACCUUCCAAGGGGUGGGCAUUGACCAUGUCUCAAGGAAAUGUGUUUUCUGGAAUAACCAGUAGGCCAUUAACUUCAGGAGUUAAUCCUGUGAGGGUUCCUUCAACAAAUAAUGUCAAUCAAAUUAAACCUGAAAAAGCAAUAGCAAGCACAUCUCAUUCUAAUAAUGUAGUACAAGAAGUCACAAACAAAAACAAUCCAAUAAAAUCCACAAAUAAUGUUACCUCAACUGUUUCAUCACCAAAUUAUACUGCUAUGUCUCAUAAUUCACCAAAUACUCAACCUUCACCAAGACAAACUCGGUCUCCAAGUUCUUCACCAAAAUUAGUAAUAGCUGAAGAAAAACAAGUCAGCAAUUCUUCAUCUGAAUCAAAUAUUAAUCAGUCAAGUCAGUUAUUGAAUUUACAAUUACCAAAUAUGACUCAAUCCAAGAGUGAAUCUUCCAAAGCUUCACUAGGACCAUCAAAGUCAGGUCUUAAGCCUUUUAAGCCUUUAACUCCAGGAGGUAAAGUGGCAGCAAUUCGUCAACCUAUACCACAAUCUACAAAACUGAAUCCACUGUUAAGUACUUCUUCUGAUUACCAUGCCUUGAUAAGACAUCAGUAUGAAAUGUUUAAAGCUCAGAGACAGUAUGAUAUUAUGUAUAAAAACUCAAUAGCCCAAUCUCAAAAUGACUUUAACAAUAAGGACAAGCAAAUGUCUACUGUGCAAGCAUCAAUACCUUUUAAAUUACGUAAAAGGGUUAAUUUAGGAGUAAAAAAGUCUAAUGUUGAAAAUCAAGAUAUCCUGAACACAGAAGUAUGUAAAUUAAAGAAAUUAAAGAGAACUUUUGCGGACGAAAAUUUAAAGAAUGUUGAUACUCAAGAUUCUUGUAUCCCAGCGAAAGCUUCAAGACGGAAAAGAAAUAAUAAUUUUAUUUAUAAUGACGAUGAUCUAAAGACUCAGGAAUCUGAAAACAAUUUUUUAGUUGAACUUCAAAAACCUUUGACGAGCCGGGAACGGGAAAUUCAGUGGUUAGACAACUUUUUGUCUGACCACCUUGAGAGUGGAGAAUCUGCUUCGUUGUAUGUAUCAGGGCAGCCUGGUACAGGAAAAACUGCCAGUUUAUCAUAUAUACUUCAGUUGAAUAAGUUCAUAAAUGGAUACACACACGUGUAUAUAAAUUGCACAAUGAUGAAAUCUGCUACUAGCAUAUAUAGCAGGAUAUGUAAUGAACUACAAAUACGGACGGCAGGAUCAACAGAAAAAACUUGUUUAAAUGCUAUAGAAAAAUUUUUACAAAAGAAACAUAAGAUGAUUUUGCUGGUAUUGGACGAGAUUGAUCAGUUAGAUAGCAAGCGGCAGUCUGUUCUGUAUACAAUAUUCGAGUGGCCAGCGAUUGCUGCUUCGGGCCUUGUACUCAUCGGAAUUGCGAAUGCUCUUGACCUAACUGAAAGGACUCUGCCGAGGCUGCAGGCUCGCUGCUCUCUUAGACCUAACACAUUGCAUUUCGCACCGUACACCAAAGAACAGAUUAUAAAUAUAUUCACCACUGUGCUUGCUAAAGAAGAUAAGAGCAAUGCGUUUUCGCCAGUUGCCUUGCAAAUGUUGGCAGCUAAAAUUGCCGCUGUAUCUGGUGAUAUGAGACGAGCUUUAGAUAUAGGGAGAAGAGUUAUCGAACUAGCUAGACGCAGUAAAUUCUCAGAGAAUCAAUCUGUUGACAAUAUGAUGAAGGACGCCACAGUAACCGUAGAGCUAAAACAAGUCCUCCAAGUACUUAAUGACGUUUAUGGUGGUUCAAGGAAUAUAGAAAACGAUGUGGAUGAGGGCAUUCCUAUGCAACAAAAGCUGAUACUGUGUAGUCUCAUGCUGAUACUAACGAAGGGGAAGAAUAAAGAUGUUGUAAUGGGAAAACUGCAUGAUGUUUAUAAAAGAGUGGCGUUGGCACGGAACAUCGCUCCAUUGGACAUGAGCGAGAUGGCGGGCGCAUGUUCGCUUCUGGAGGCACGCGGGGCGGUGCGGGUGUGCGGGUCAAGUGGGGCGGGGGGACGCGGCCGUCGCCUACGCUUGCAGUGGGACGAAUCCGAGCUUGUCGCUACCCUACGGGACAAGCCUUUACUUUCCGCUAUACUUAACGACGUCACCUGUUUAAACUCUAUCUAAAACCUUCCUAAUAGAAUUGCAAGUGUUAUUAAGGAGCAUGAAGAAGAAAUAAUGCCUCUUUUGUUUACCAUUCGUUUUUGUCGCUUGCACAUUUUGUAUUAUAUCAUAUCGUUGCAAUUGCAUAGAUGUUAAUGUUAUAAUACGUACUGUGUAUGUACAUAGACACGGGUUCCUUCAAAAUAAAAAAAAAAAGAUAUCUGUAAUCUGAGAUCAUUAACUAUACAAUAUUAACUUUUAAAGUUUCGCGUUGCAUGGUUUAUAAGAGACGGCAAUUAGGUAGAUGAGGUAAAAACGUCAGGUAAAUUAUCAUACGUUACCUAAAUGAUCGCGUUAAUUCCCGUCUCUUAUAAACCAUUAGCUAUACAAUAUUAAAUCUCUUUGUUUAUUUUGAAGCAGUAAUAUGUUUUAUAGAUGGUCAAAAACAUUAAAUAAAGGUCAUUAUGAUAUUCUACGUACUGUAUGACCAUGCUUUAGUUAGAAUAAUCAGCGUGCACGAAUGUGGUUAGAUUUAAUAAAUAACAAUGGAAACGCCGCCUGCGUUAACGGUAUACGCUAGCGGGCCAACACUGAUGAAUGAUAGGUGAGAUGAAAAGGCAGAUCAGUUAGUCUAUUGUGGUGAAAACACCAGGAAUUAAGCGCGAUGUUUUCCAGCGAGGAUCAUGUGGAGGUCAAUCUGACAGGGACCACUACCAAUAUAUGGUAGUAAUGGGACUGGUAAUUAGUAUUACUAACAAUCUCUUCAAAAUGUGGAUAGAUUAGCUAAUUAAGACUGACCUAGAAGACUGCUCAGAUUGCUGCAGGUUCAGAAUAUCUGUGUAUCAAAGUCUUGGAAAAAGAUCUCAUAUGCGGAUCGUAGAUUCUGCGGUGUCUUCUUAGUUGUAGGAUUGGUCAGAAUAGUUUUAUAGUGGAUUUUUGUUUUAUAUUUAGACAAUUUAUUUAUUGAUUUUUUUGUAAUGGCACCGCACAUUGACUCAUUUGCAUGCGCAAUAUUUUAACUUUCUGACGUGAAAUACAUAUGUUCUUUGUAAUUGAUGUGUUUAGUAAAUAUUUUAAAUAUGCCUUUAUCGAAAUAACUAUAGAAAUCAAAUAGUUAAGAAGGUGUUUGUAUUUCUUGGUUAUGUACUGUUCUCUAAUGUUAUUUUUGUAUUAUUUCUAAACGACCAAUUUUGACAAAUAGACAUCUUGUUUAUUGAAUAUAAUUAUUAUUUCAUUCAAUCGCACGAUACCCAUUGCUGUUUGAUAUGGCAAGUAUACUCAUAUGGACCAUAUAUACUAUAUGUAUAUAUGACAGUGUUUAAUACAUUUUAUAUAAAAAAGUACUUUUUUUCUUUAGUAUAAUUAUUGAAAUAUCACAUUUAUGACGAUUUAUAUUAAUACUGUUCCGUUUAAAGAAGUCUAUAUCCUUUGGUAUACAUUAGUAAUUUUUGGUAUAUACUCUCUUUUGAUUUAAUUUGGUUUCAAAAUUAAGAUAUUUGGAAAGCGACCUGUGUGUUUAUAUUGUAUUUACAUAGUCUGUAUAGAUAUCACAGGUUUUUAAAAGUAAAUUGUAAAAUUUAAAAAAUUCAUAUCGUUGGUUUGUAUUGAUGAAAGUAAAUGUGCAUUAAAAAAGUAGGUAAAUGUAAAUUACAAUAGAACUGUAUUUGUUAAUAUUUCAAUAUAAAUUAUUGUUGACGAUCUUAGUGGUUUAGCGAUUCAUUUCGCGCAAAUUUGUAAAUACAAAUGUGUGGGAAACGAACUGCUAGACCACUAAAGUCGUACUCAUAAAUAUGGGUAUGACUGUUUGUAUUGAUCUGGACGUUUUCUAUGUAUGUAUUAACAAAAAUUGGAAAUAUUUCUAUCAGUUGUAUCUUAUAAUAUAUACAUAUAUCUUUAUUAAUUUCAAACUAGAUUUAAUAUGGCCAGUGGUAUUUGUAUUUUGGAGUACUUUACAGUAUAGUAAGAAUUUUGAUAAUCUGUAGCCAUUCGUACUUGCGAUAUUUAAUACAAGGAUAGAAAUAUGUGUAGAUAAGGAUGGGUACACAUACCAUUUUUUUUGUAUGUGGUCUCUUAUUAUUUAAAAGAUUGUAAAUGCCUAUUGAAGUAAAAAUACGAAUAUACGGUUCUGACAUAUUCUACGAAUCACUAUAUUAUAGAAUAUUCAUAACAUUUACGACAUACACGCAUCAUUUGUAAUACUCUUCCAAUCAUGACUAGGAACAUUAUUAUCUUACAAUUCGAUAUGUAUCACGCAAAUCUGUAGAUAUUAUGAUUGUUAUGUAAUUUUUUGUUCUGUGAAUAAUUAUUGCUUCCUUGUGUUGGUCACAGCAUUGUCUUGAUAUUGUUUGUUUCCAAUGGUUCCUUUUAUGAAUUAUUUUAUAACGUUUCUCUCUGAAUCUAGAAUAUGGUCUAUCUAUGUGCCAGAUUAAAUUCCGAUCAUCUCUAAUGCCUUUCAACUUUUACAUUUUAUAUAAUUUGUUCUUUAUUACAUUGAGAAAUAUAGUAACAAUUAUAAUUAGGGAUUAAUGUAAGUGAAGAUGACCUCAUCUCUAAAUAUCUCAAUCCAGUUCUUUUCCUAACGUAACGCUAUGGCAUAGGAAGUAAUGAGUGGACAAUAGUGCUAGAGAAUAUAUUUGGUGUACUACCACUUGCCAGUAAAAUUAUAGGGUAUGUAGGCAUAAUAUCUUAGUCUUUAUGAAUGGAAACUAUAAACAUUGUUUUCUUUAAAUUAUUAUGUUACUGGCGGUUAUUCAUGACUAUUGGCAAUAGUGAGCCCUUUCUAUCAGGUGCGCUGUCAGUUUGUUUGGCAUUUCGAAUUGCAAAAAAAACAAACAUUGAUAGUAGUUAGAUAAUUUCGCUUUUAAACCUGUUGAAACCACGUAGGUGUUAUUUCUUCGUCUUUUAUUUAUCUGAGAUGUUAUGUAAUUUCGUUGGAGACUUUCAUCUGACGUGGUGGUUGUUUACUGUAAUUAUUUCAUUCGAAAUCAAUAACUGAAUAAGCUGUUUAUUCUAAUUUACCGUCUAACAUUUUAGAACCGGUUACAUUUUCAUAUUUACUAUUUACAUUUUAAGUUUUGUGCUUUCACUAACGUUAUAACCGUUAUUAUGUGUCUAUCUAUAUUCAGAUUUAAAUUUUACAUUGAUUAUGUAAGCUUUAAAUUAUUUGUGUCUUUAGACCACGUUUUUAUGUUAUUUUGUAGUUUUUUUUAUAUAAUAUGGAUAGGUAGUAUCAAAUCCUAAAUAGAUACGAAAGUUUUUUAUUUACCUACUUAUAAUUUAAUUAAUCUUUAAUAUUAAUUUGUUAUAUAAAUUACCUUGAUCAUAACUAAUAUGUUAUUAUCUUACUAUAGUGCGAAAAUUCGUUAUAAUUUUAUCAUUCUGCUACAUCCCGCUCUUUAACAAUUUAACAUUAUAUAUAAUUUAAAUUUUAUGGAAAACGACAGCAACAGUUGUCAGAAACAGGUGUUACGCGAUAUCACUGAUUUAUAUUAUACUGGCUUCUGUCUGUGACUUAUGGUAUUCGGUAGUCCCCAUAAAAUCUGAAGUAGGUGACUCCAAGAAUAGGUACCUACACGUUUAUAGCUUGUCAACCGGUACAGCAACUAACAUACUUACCGUCAUAAGUAUGUUAGUUGGGAACUCGGCGGCUCUUCGCGAGAGUUCAGUGUAUCACUAAUACCCACCGAUUUAUAAUUUUACUAGUAUAUAUAUUAGUAUAUGCAGGCACUGGCCAGUGUCAUAAUUCGAACGUAACGUGAACUAUCGAAGUCACAUACAAAGUGAAGUAACGUCUCGUUGGUGUGUCGGGCGAUACCUAUCUAUGUCCGUCUAAUCUCAAACAGCUUAUUUAAAAUGCUUUUUUGAUUACUUUUACGUUCUUAUUACGUAAGUUUUCUUCAAUUGAUAAUUAUACUUUUAAUUACAUUUAAUGGUGUCGAUUCUGAGGAGUCAUUUCUGUAAACCUAUCUCUUAACCUAACAUGUAUUUUAAUUUGAUAAUUUCGUGAAAUUACUGUUUUAGGGACCAUUAUAAACUAACAUUGUAAUAAUUUUAAAUCUAUUAAAAAUUUAAUUUAUAUUGCUCCCUAGAAUAACAAUAUAAUUGUAAUAUCAAAAUGAAAUUUUACUUUUAGAAGUAGGUUUAGGGAAAUAACAACUCGGUAUCGACACCAUUGUUAUAGUUUCUUAAAAAUAUUUUGAUAUAUUUUGUUUCUAGUAAUAUCGUCUAUUAAUAUUGAGGAUGAUUUUGAGGCGCCAUUUAUGUAUUUUAUUUUGUAAGAUUUUUAAGAAUAAUGAUAAUUAAAACAUUUGUAUGUUAAUUCAAAUUAACAAAAGAGUAAGUCGGGGGUCGUGAAAUGUUUUUUCAUACUAUUUGUCAUGAAAAAGGUUGAAAAACACUGGUUUACAGAAAUAACAUCUCAGAAUCGGGACCCACUGUAGUUGACCAAAAGAAUAGAAGAAGACUGAAGAGAAGAAAAACGGCGUUUUUUAGUUAUUAUAACAACUUAUUAUGUAAGCCAAUAUAAUAAUUUAUUAUUUUAAAUUAGGUUAAUAUUAAAAACACUUCUAUUAUACGUAGUGUUAAUACUUAAAAUGUAAUUGUGUGGUAAACUAAAAACUGGUAAAGAAUUUUAUUGUGACUGGAACUUUCAGUUUGUAAAUCUUAUCCUCUUUAACUGUAACUUUAUAGGUAGCUAUUUAUUUGAAGUGUGAUUUAAUGUAUGACGAAAAUACAGUUAUUAUAAAAUGACUUAAUGUAUGUAAUUGUAUUUUAAAACACGGUCAAUAAAACUUAUAUUUUCCUUUAAAUAAUGUGGUCAUAAAUGUGAAUUGAAUUUAAUAUAUCUUGUUUCUUUAUAUCUUUAUUUAUAAGUAUUGUAUAAAACAUCUGUUUUUAUUGAAUUUCUUUAGUUUUAAAUUGUCUUUUUGAUUCUUUUUUUCCGUUUCGUUUUUUUAUUAUGUGGGAAGUAAAUAAAACAAUCAAGUAAAAAUA